Molecule: messenger RNA, 1020 nt
Organism: Plutella xylostella (diamondback moth)
Lineage: Eukaryota; Metazoa; Arthropoda; Insecta; Lepidoptera; Plutellidae
Source: RefSeq, a predicted model, not a curated record
AUGUUACGAUCUCCGUCGGAUAGUAAGCAGCUUCACCAUUCCAGCCCAGACCUGACGGUUAAGGACAACAAGGAACUAAAGCAAACAAUUGAACUGGAUUCCGUGCCACUCCGAAAACGUAAGCAUGAUGAUGACUUCAACGAUUCCUUCAAAUCAUUUACGGAGGAAAUCAAAAAAACUUUGUGUAACUGGAAAUCAGAAAUAGUAACUGAUAUAGCACAGAUAAAUAACAACCUUAAUAACGUUAUUAAGAACGACCUGGCUAAACUAAAUGAGACUUCAUCCGUGUUGAGGACCGAUAUAAACAACAUGCACAAGGAGUUUCUGGAAAUGAAUAAUGCCGUCCGGAAAAUUGAUGUUAAACAGAAGGAAAUGAUAUGUGACAUAACUUCCCUACAGCAUUCAGUUCAAUUCACAAGUGAUCAACAAGACGAUUGUAAUAAAAAACUAGACUCGAUCACUAUAAAUAUGAAGAAAAUUGAUCUCAUUGAGAACGAGCUUGAAGAAAUUAAAAAAGAGAACCGAGUCCUCAAGCAAGAUUUAAAUGCUAAAGAUCAAAUGGAACGAAUGAUGAACCUAGAAAUCAUUGGGGUACCUGAGUCGAAAACGGAGAACAUAACUGAUAUGGUGAUGAAGUUGGCGCAGUUCGUUGGCGAAGACCUUUCACCCAAUGAUGUAAUCCAUGCAAAUCGAAUAACUCCGAGGAUCGCGGUGCAGGGACGCCCCAGAGUUAUAAUUGUCAAGCUGAGAACGAGACUUCUAAAAGACAAUAUGCUGUCUCGAUCACGCAAAAUUCGCAUUACAGCCAGGGAUUUAGGUAUGCCAGGAGACUCCCCUGUAUAUGUCAACGAACACCUCACGUUCUAUAACAAACAACUGUUAAAAAAAUGUAAAGAUACGGCCAGAGUUAAACAGUAUCAAUACAUUUGGGCAAAAAACGGGAGGAUUUACGUCAAGAAGAACGACGAAAGCACAACCAUCAAAAUAGUCACAGAGGAAGACAUCAAGAAAAUAUUGUAG